Molecule: messenger RNA, 1536 nt
Organism: Exophiala spinifera
Lineage: Eukaryota; Fungi; Ascomycota; Eurotiomycetes; Chaetothyriales; Herpotrichiellaceae
Exons: 2
Coding region: 1-1536 (511 amino acids)
Biological process (GO): ferulate metabolic process; cinnamic acid catabolic process
Cellular component (GO): cytoplasm
Molecular function (GO): carboxy-lyase activity
Source: RefSeq, a predicted model, not a curated record
AUGUCCACAGAAACGCACUCCGCCGCCUCAUCCUUACGCACCUUCCUUGAAGAAUGCAAGGCCGAGGGAGAUGUGGUAGAGAUCGAUCUUGAAGUGGAUCCCUAUCUCGAGUCCGGUGCCAUCACUCGCCGCGCAUACGAAAGUGGUAGCCCAAUGCCUCUCAUCAACAAUCCCAAGGGGAAAGAUGGCCCAGACGGUCUCUUCCGAAUUCUCGGCGCCCCAGUGGGUGUUCGAUCCAAUCGAGUAGAGAGGUAUGCUCGUUUCGCAAAGUCUAUCGGGCUACCUUCCAACGCAAGUGGACAUGAUAUUAUUCAAAAACUCAUAGCCUCAAAAAGAGCCGGCCCUAUACCAUCAGUUCACGUUCGCGACGCACCACUCAAGGAGCACAAGAUCUUUGGCGAUGAGAUCGAUCUCUUUAAGCUACCAGUUCCACAGAAUCAUGAACGCGAUGGAGGCAGAUAUUUUCUCACAUAUGGACUGCACAGCGUUCAAACUCCGGAUGGAAAAUGGGUUAAUUGGGCCAUCACCCGCUGUAUGGUGAUUGGCAAACGACAAUUAACCGGCCUCGUGGACGUGAACCAGGACAUUGGCGCCAUUUGGUCGAUGUGGAAGGCUCAGGGAAAGGACACUCCAUGGGCUUGCGCCCUUGGUGUUCCGCCAGCUGCUGCCGUGGCAAGUGGUAUGCCACUCCCCAAAUUCGUAAACGAGCCGGAUUACGUUGGUGCCAUCACAGGAAGUCCUAUGCAGGUCAUCAAGUGUGAGACAAACGAUCUUGUCGUGCCAGCACAGUCUGAGGUGGUUCUUGAAGGAACCAUCUCCGCCACCGAGACGGCGAUUGAAGGGCCCAUGGGAGAAUACCACGGCUUUCUCUUCCCGGCGAAGAAGGCCCCCGAGCCGGUGUUCACAGUCAAUGCGAUUACCUAUCGAAGUAACCCCAUCGUUCCGAUCUCCGUCGCCGGUCGUGCUCCAGAUGAAACUCACACCGUGUGGGCCUUGACAAUCUGCGCUGAAAUUCUCGACUUGUUGCAGCAGCAUGGUCUACCAAUCACUCAGGCUUGGUGUCCUUAUGAGUCUCAGGCCAUCUGGUACGUCGUCCAGGUCGAUCGUGCGCGACUUGUUAAGAUGAAGACCACGCCUGAGAAGUUCUGCCGCCAGGUCGGGGAGAUCGUCUUCUCCUCCAAGCCUGGGCGUUUCGUGCCAAAGAUAUUCCUUGUCGGCGACAACAUCGACCCAAGUGACUUGCACGAGGUUGUGUGGGCAGAGGCAACCAAGUCGCAGCCGCAAGACAGCGACUUUUUCUUUGUAGGGGACUAUCCGACCUACAAGCUCGUCCCAUAUGCCACCUACGGUCUCAACAUUAGCGAGCCGCAAGCCAAGGUUGUCAGAUUGUGCAUGUUGCCGGCCGAGUUCAAGACCUUGGACCGGCCGUGGAUUGAAGCUUCUUUCCGUGCAUCUUACCCGGAAGAAAUCAAGAGCAAGGUGUUGAAGAACUGGCAGGCAUAUGGGUAUCAACAGCAAGACUCUGCAAACAUUUAA